Molecule: messenger RNA, 1434 nt
Organism: Durusdinium trenchii
Lineage: Eukaryota; Dinophyceae; Suessiales; Symbiodiniaceae
Source: the annotation of a GenBank genome assembly
AUGAAUGAAUCAGGGUAUGGCACCACAUAUCCAGACUAUUCUUGUGAAGUCAGUGCCUUGAGACACUGCUUGAAUGGGUUCACUCCGCAGCCGCCUCAAUUCUCUUCGCGGCGGGUUCAACAAUUUCUUCCGAAGGGGGUUCGUUCAGCGCAUCCCAAGAUGGAAGACAUUGAUUUGGUUCUUCAGCAAUGGAGGAGUCUUGAACCGGAUGGGGCAGUCUUUCGAGCAGAAUGCUUGGAUGCUGCCAUUGCAAUGGUGGGCAAUUUGAUCGCAGAAUCAGGGGCACAACGCUGUUCCCAGCGAAAAGCACUGCAACUUCUACGUGUGGACGAGCAGAUUCAAGUGCCCGUGCUUGUUCAGAUGCUACAAGUGGAUGUGGACUUCCUUUUCAACGAACCGAAGCCAGGGAAGGCUGAUGGGUUGUCGUCUGCUGUAGUUUACUUUCCUUGCUUUUGGCAAGCUAUGCAUGAACUUCAGAAACGGCUUGGUGGAGAUCCAAUGGACAAAGGUACAGAACCGUUUGCUGAAGAAGCGUCCAGUUUCAGGGAUGCUAUUCUGGAUUUAGCAGCUUCACAACGUUUGACAACUGCCAGCUUUGCUGAUCUGGUGAUUGCAUUCAAAGGCACUUCCACAGAUCAGCGUGCCUGGGAUAGCCUGCUGGAGUCUCUCCGUUUUCUGAUGCGUGAGACCAAGGCCACAAAGCAUAUCGAUUGCUCAAGAACUCUCCAGCAGCUUAUCCUCGCGCAGGAGCCCAUGCCCAUGGCGUUUGUGGCAUCGAUUUUGCUCCCUUGGAUUUUCGAACUCUGUGAAGAUUACCGCAGAGGCGAACGAGCAGGCUUACUUCGGGCUGUACGAGAUGUCUUGGGGUGUAGCCUCAGAGAUGCCUGCGAGCUCCUGGCCAAGGGAAAGUGGGAUUUGGAGACUGCUUUGCGCCAGCACGACUUGCAGAACCAGUGCAACACUCUCGAUGCCCUCGAGGCCUGCCGGCCUGACUGCGUCGGCUGGAACUCGAAUGCUGCCAAAAUCCGGAGAGCUGAGAGAGAGUGUCCCAUUUGUGCUUGUGACUUUCGAAUUGGUGCAGAACCAACAGUCACCAGUUGCUGCUUCAAGUCCAUUUGUUCGCAUUGUGUUGCAGUGCUGGUGGCCAGAGUAGAGGAUGGUUUACUGCACUGUCCUUUUUGCCGUCAAGUUGAACAAGUCCCGAUUGCAAGACAUUGCCAUUUGCCUGAAGUUCAAACAUCUGAGGAUCCACUUGAGCAACUUGCUGAAGCAGCUCAGAGAUGGGCAUCUUCAGCCAUUAGCAUGGGUGCAGCGGUUCUGACAGAAGUGAGGAGCCUUUUUCCGGACGGGCCAUCUUGGACUGCAACCUAUUCCUCUUCAAGACCGAACUCUUUGGAUAUCCGACUGAAUGUGGUACUACCUUUGAGCCCUUGA